AUGGAGACAGGUGCAACCAACAUUGAUUUUAUGGCAGAGAUUGAGGUUAGUCUUCCUAAAGUCCGUCGUCAGAAGGAAGGAUUGGGACUAAUCCCAUGCAGGACCACCAAAAGAGACUGGUUAUUUUGGAGCAAUGUAUGGUGUUUUUCUCAAUAUCUGAUCUUCAGAUCCAAUGCUAAUAAUACUCAAGGGCAGGGCAAGGCCCGGUGGCAAGUGCCAUUCGAACGAAACGUCAAAUUCACUGGACGGGAGGAUCUGCUGAAUGACCUGAUGCAGAAAGUGAAAGGAAAUUCCGAUGUCACGAGGAAAAUUGCAAUUGAUGGCCUCGGUGGUGUGGGCAAGACCCAACUAGUGCUUGAGCUAGCGCAUCGCAUGAGAAAACAGUGCACAGUCUGUUGGAUUCCAGUCAACAACUUAACCAACCUACAAACAGCAUACCACAAGUUGGCUCGGAAUUUUCAGCUUCCUGGCUACGACAAGAGUGGUGUUGAUAUAUUGGAAUUGGUUCAAACAUAUCUCAGUGAUGAAACUGUUGGACCAUGGCUGCUGGUAUUGGAUAAUGCCGACAACAUAGAUCUGUGGACAUCGCCAAUCACAUCCGAGGUAGGGGCCAAACGGAUGAUUGAUUACAUGCCGCAAAGCAGGCUUGGAUCAAUCAUAUGGACCACCCGUGACCGCAAGGUGGCCACAAGAGUCGCCCAGGAGAAUGUAGUGACUGUCCGACAAAUGGAUGAGUCCGGGGCCGUGGAGAUGAUGCGGAAAUAUUUGGUUCGCCCUAUCGGGAACGAAGAACAUGUGUUACCAGGCUUGCUGCAAAAGCUCACCUAUCUCCCACUGGCAAUCACCCAGGCGGCAGCAUAUAUCAACGCGACCCAUCAGACCGAAGGCGCACUCGCGGAAUAUCAAGAACUCUUUUCAAAACAGAAUGAUGAAGUGAUUGAGCGCUUGAGUGAAGAUUUUGGAGCCUACGGCAGAUAUUCAGACACAGAGAAUGCAGUCGCGAAGACAUGGCUCAUCUCAUUUAAGCAGAUCCGUCGCCACAGCCCUCUUGCAAUCGAAUAUCUUGGAAUCAUGGGGUGUGUGAGCCCCAAGGACAUUCCCCGGACCCUACUACAGACUUCCGAAUCGUCAUCGUCGAAUGAGCAGAAAAAUGCGAUCCGUAUUCUUGACGCUUUUUCAUUCAUCACUGCACAUAAAGAUGGAUUAAGUUUUGAUAUCCAUCGCCUGGUGCAUCUGGCGACGCGAGGCUGGCUCAAGAUCAAUGGAGAGUUGCCAGCAUUUCACAAACAAGCGGCAGUGCGGUUAGGUGACCUACUGUCAGACAUCGACCAGACGAACCAGAUGCAUUGGCGGCCAUACAUAGCCCAUGCACAACAUGCUGUGGAAGGGUAUGAUAGGCACAAUAUGGAAACGAUUGAUCUUGCGGAAAAAUGUGGGAAAUGUCUGGAAUAUGACGGGCGAUAUCGCGAAGCAGAGGGGAUGUACCAGAUAGUCCUCGAGUAUCGAGCAAAUCUGCUAGGAUCGAAACAUCCAGAAACGCUCAUGAGCAACCACAAGCUUGUGCCAACCUUCGUCGGACAGGGUAAAUACGAAGAGGCCGAAGCCAUAUGUCGACAGACGUUGACAGAUCGAGAAGAAGUGCUAGGGUCAGAACAUCCAGACACACUCGCCAGUAUCAACUACCUUGGUUUGGCUCUUUCAGCCCAGGGCAAAUAUGACGAGGCCGAAUUCAUGUACCGGCGGGAUAUUGAAUGGUCAGAGAAGGUUUUAGGGCCGGAACACCCAAACACACUUGCCACUAUCAGCAACCUUGGUCUCGUCCUUGCCUACCAGGAUAGAUAUGAAGAGGCCGAAACCAUAUGUCGACAGAUGUUGAAAGUUCGAGAGAAAGUGCUAGGUUUGGAACAUCCAGACACACUCGCCAGUGUCAACAACCUUGGUUUGGUUCUUUCGGAUCAGGGUAAAUAUGACGAGGCUGAAUCCAUGCACCGGCGAGACAUUGAAUUUUUAGAGAAGGUUUUAGGGCCGGAACAUCCAAACACAAUUUCCGGUGUCAGCAAUCUUGGUCUAGUCCUUGCCAACCAGGGUAGAUACGAAGAGGCCGAAGCCAUCUUGCACCGCACAUUACAAAGUCAAGAGAAAGUCCUGGGACCGGAACAUCCAAACACACUUGCCGGUGUCAGCAAUCUUGGUCUAGUCCUUGCUGACCAAGAAAGAUACGAAGAGGCCGAAGCCAUCCACCACCGCGCGUUACAAAGCCGAGAGAAAGUCUUGGGAUCAAAACAUCCAGAUACACUUACCAGUUUGUAUAAUCUGGGUUUAGCACAUUUCAAACAAGGCAAAUACGAAGAGGCCGAAGCCAUCUUACACCGAGCAUUACAAAGUCAAGAGAAAGUGUUGGGAUCAAGACAUCGAGAUACACUCAGGAGCAUCAGCGACCUUGCUUCUGUCCUCGAAAGACAGGGCAAGCACGAGGAAGCCAGAGCCAUGCACCACCGAACACAAGAAGUACCAGGCUCAGAUGAGAUAACGAGUGAUCGCUCAUCCAGAGAAAUCCAAUGA
Messenger RNA from Penicillium salamii, 2562 nucleotides. The record is from the annotation of a GenBank genome assembly. Lineage: Eukaryota; Fungi; Ascomycota; Eurotiomycetes; Eurotiales; Aspergillaceae.